CCGCCUUUGUACAUUUGAAGCAGCGUAGCCAGUACAGCACUAAGACUUCUGAUACCAUUGCAUCCGCUUCUCAAGAGCAUCCUCCGUCGCCCAGGCAGACAUCCAAAAUGUCCUCCAUCACCAUCGCGACUCUUCCCCGCAUGAGCCGCGAUGCUCUCUCGGCUCUACUCCUCUCGGCCACCUCCCCGAGCAAAUUGGCCAUCGUAGAUGUCCGGGACUCUGACCACGUCGGCGGUCACAUUUAUUCGUCCACCUGGGUUCCCAGUUCCACGCUGGACGUGCGCAUGCCCGAACUCGUUCGCACGUUGAAAGACAAGGAGCAGGUCGUCUUCCACUGCGCGCUCAGUCAGCAGCGUGGCCCUUCUGCUGCCCUUCGUUAUGCGCGGGAGAGAGAGCGCACGCUCGGCGCUGAGGAAAGCCACAAACAGGAGGUUUAUGUCCUAGAAGGAGGCUUCGUGCAGUGGCAGGAAAAGUAUGGAAAGGAUACUCGGCUGACUCAGGCGUACGUUGAGGAUAUCUGGCGAGAGUAUUGAAAGGGUGCGCUUCGUUUCUGUUUCUCCGUUAGGCAUUGUUAGAUAUAUACCC
This is a messenger RNA of Aspergillus homomorphus CBS 101889, 585 nucleotides long. Its product is annotated as phosphatase YCH1. The record is from RefSeq and is a predicted model, not a curated record. Gene Ontology annotation, cellular component: nucleus; cytoplasm. Bases 108 to 533 code for a protein of 141 amino acids. Lineage: Eukaryota; Fungi; Ascomycota; Eurotiomycetes; Eurotiales; Aspergillaceae. Gene Ontology annotation, molecular function: protein tyrosine phosphatase activity. The transcript has 2 exons.